Messenger RNA from Doryrhamphus excisus (bluestripe pipefish), 1436 nucleotides. It is a transcript of the gene crebl2, whose product is annotated as cAMP responsive element binding protein-like 2. Gene Ontology annotation, cellular component: nucleus. The record is from RefSeq and is a predicted model, not a curated record. Lineage: Eukaryota; Metazoa; Chordata; Actinopteri; Syngnathiformes; Syngnathidae. Gene Ontology annotation, molecular function: DNA-binding transcription factor activity. Gene Ontology annotation, biological process: regulation of DNA-templated transcription.
CGCCGUCAAAUGUGAACUUACAGUAAACACAAAUAAGCUAGCAGUGUCGGGCAGACGGCUAACUGGUGUGGCUAACUAGUAGCUAACUAGCAGGCCCGAAGGGCUGUGACGUCAGCAGCACGUCCUGCUCGUUACUUCGGUGUUCGGGUGACGAAGACUUGACUUCCUUGGACGACGAGCUUGUUGUCGACUCACCCUUCGAAAGUUCGACGUCAAACUCCCAAAGCUCGCCGACGGGUCGGGUGGUGCGACAAGUCGGACUCCGGGUGCGCCGACGACGCGAAGGCGAGAAAGUGGAAGUCCAAGAGAAAGUCUCUGCUACAGAUGAGGUCACGGCCGUGAAAAAUAAAAGCAUUACGUUAUCCGGGGGAGCUUCGGCGUCUUAAAGGCGCAGGCACCUAAUAAACGUGACCGGCCAUCGCAACACUCCUCCGUGGUUCACAGGCGUACACGGGAAGGAAGAAAUAGCAGCUAUAAAAGGAACCAUUGAUACAACAGUUAACUGUUGGGGUUUUUUUAUUAGCACGCACGGUUAGCUUGGCGUGGUUGUUAGCAUCGUCAUACAGAAUGUGUACAUAUGUUGAUGAAACAUUGUAAUUAGCUCAUUUUUGUAUGCCAGGGAAGGUACAAACAUUGUAUUUAGCUCAGCGAAGGUACUUUACUCGUUUAUUUUUAGUUGACUAGUUUUUUGUCCAUAUUUCGUUUGUCAAUAAAGUUGUGUCAAAGGAGGCGUGGUCAGCGACGGAGAGCGGAAAAGACGGUGAUGUAAACAACCAAACAACAAAUGGUGUCGAGCAGCUGACAUCUUUGCGCCUUCUUCUCGUCCUUCAUCCGCCGGGCCGAGCUUGCUAGCCGUGCGAGGCUAACGCGAGCGAGCCGCUAGCGAGCCGCUAGCAUACGGCAACAUGGAGGAAAACAAGAUGGUGGCCGGCAAAGUGAAGAAACCCGGGAAACGCGGCCGCAAGCCCGCCAAGAUCGACCUGAAGGCCAAACUGGAGCGAAGCCGCCAGAGCGCCAGGGAGUGUCGGGCCCGGAAGAAGCUCCGGUACCAGUACCUGGAGGAACUGGUGUCCAGCAAGGAGCGAGCCAUAUGCGCCCUGCGGGAAGAACUGGACAUGUACAAGCAGUGGUGUUCGGCCAUGGAUCAGGGAAAGAUCCCAUCCGAGAUCAAGGCUCUGCUGACGGGCGACGACCAGAAGGCGCCACCAGGGGGCGUCGGCACCAAGACCAAGAAGAACAACAGCAACGUUCAAGGCUGAGAAACAAAAUGUCUGCUGCGCUCGGACCAGUUAGCAUCUCCUGGCUUGUUUCCAUGGCGACAAGCUCCCAUGAACUUCUACUGACUUCUCUUCCGGAGCUUUUGUUUCUUUAUUGGUGUGAAGAAAGACAUGGCGGUGGCGUCAACGCUAACAAAUAAAAAUCACGAUUUCACCUUU